Messenger RNA from Xyrauchen texanus (razorback sucker), 1473 nucleotides. RefSeq names its product lipid droplet associated hydrolase (gene ldah). Gene Ontology annotation, cellular component: lipid droplet. The record is from RefSeq and is a predicted model, not a curated record. Lineage: Eukaryota; Metazoa; Chordata; Actinopteri; Cypriniformes; Catostomidae. Gene Ontology annotation, molecular function: lipase activity. Gene Ontology annotation, biological process: lipid storage.
AUGAACUUCUGUGAUGAAGCACUCAGAGAAGCCUUACACAGCGUUACCGAAGAGGCCAUGAGGCAACACCUGAGUGUUGAGGGUUUUUCCGCAUCACAUAUCUCUGUGAGCAUUAACCAGACAUGCUGGUCCAAAACCACCAGAUUACACAUCGAUUACUCAUCUGAUGGCCUAUGCAGUGAUCUUGGCCAGGAAGACCUGAAGCACCACCAUGCUAUGGAGAGCAGAGCCGUUCUGGCCUGCCGCCGAGAGGAGAAAAUCUUCGCCGGAACACUGCAGGGGGUGGGUGAGUCUUUCGCUACAGGUACAGAGAUUCAGGUGAUGAAUCGUCCUGUUGCUUCAGCUGGGAAGUCCCGGCUGCUGAAGGGUGUUUGUCGACGGCGAAGAGAGGGCUUUUCAAGAGGAGAUGUUGUCGGAGUCAUAGUCAAGAUGAGACAAUUGGCUGUUUUCUGGUUUCCUUACAUAAGCCCAGAACUGUGUGGAGCUGAUCCUGUUGAUGUGAUUUUUAGCAAAGGGUCUGAGGGGCACAGAGAAGAUGCCUCUGUGGAUUAUGUGUACUUCAGUGUAGUCACUGAACUGCUCAAAUAUGGACCAGCAGACCUGCACACUGCCAACAAAGAACCAAAACCUCCCAAAAUGCUCAUCCUUGUCAUUCCAGGUAACCUGGGUGUAGUGGCCUUCUAUAAGACGUACAUGUGAACUCUGUGUCAGACCUUUGUCAGGCAAUAUCUAGUGUGGGCUGUGAGCCAUGCUGGACACUGUAUGCCUCCAGACACAUUUGAUUGAAUUUACGAUGUGUCUGUGACUGAGAAGGAGGAUGUUUUGGGGCUAGAUGGACUGAUUGAACACAAGCUGGCCUUCCUUCGAAAAUAUUUGCCUCAAUACACCAACCUGCUGCUGAUCUGUCACUCCAUUGGCUCCUACAUCAUCCUGGAGAUGAUGAAGUGAGACCAAGAGCUCAAGGCUGUGAAGUCUGUGCUGGCCUUUCCCACGAUUGAGCGCAUGGCCUGUAUCCCUCAAGGCAAGGUCAUGACCCCUGUGCUCUGUCGUCUGCGGUACGCUGUCUAUUUGCUCUUCCUGCUCUCCCUCCUGCCCGAGAGACUGAAGACCAGCAUGGUGCGUCUGACCCUGAGGAACUUAUAUGCACUGGAGAACUCCAUCAUCCCUGCCACGGUCACCCUAAUCAUGUAGACUGCUGCAAAUGGUAUGUACGUGGGGAGCCAUGAAAUGCAACUGGUUGUAGAAAGAGAGAACUUAACCAUAUGUCAACACCUCAGCAAGGUAAUAAAUCUGUACGGGUCGAUGGACCACUGGUGCCCUGUACAGUACUACCAUGUUAUCAGAAAGGACUUCCCUGAAGGGGGCAUUUAUCUCUGUGAGAGGGGCAUCCUGCAUGCAUUUGUCCUUUAUGCAGGGGAAGAAGUGGUCAACGUGACCACCUCAUGGAUCUAUGAUGACCUGAGGACGCUGUAA